AUGGCGGGCAGCAUGCAAGCAGCGAAAUUGAAGCUGGACCGAAACUGGACAACAACAUCGGAUCUUAGCGGGUCCUCAAAUCCUGGUCGAUUUGAAGCUGAAGCUGCAAACCUUGUUGUCUAUGGACGUAUUCCUGAACAAAUCGACGGUACAUUUUAUCGAGUUGGACCAGAUCGAUUUCUGCGAAAAGAGAAUGCUGUCCCUAUUGAUGGAGAUGGUUCAGUGUCUGCUUUCCGAAUUCAUGAGAGCCGGAUCGAUUUCAAGAUGAAAUACGUUAAGACUGAGAAACUACGGCUCGAGAUACGAGCUCGAAAACCUUUGUUUGGGGCCUUCCAAAACCCCUGGGAUCGCCAUCCUUGUAUCAAAGCUGCCGUUGAUUCAUCCGCAAAUACCAACGUUAUCUAUUGGGCCCAGCGCCUCCUUGCACUGGAAGAAGUUGGAAAUUCCUAUGAAAUCGACCCAAACACCUUGGACACCUUGGGCUAUGAUCCGUUCUAUGAUCAGGUCAAGUCGAAAUCAUUCUCGGCUCACCCUCAUGUCGAUCCUUUCAGCGAAGAACUGGUCACAUUUGGAUUUGCUGCCAAAGGAACCGGGUCGGACGAUGUUGUUACUUGGUCUAUUGGUAAAGAUGGCAAGAAAACCGAAGAACUUUGGGUCAAACAACCCUUUCCAACGUUGAUACACGACUGCGGUAUCACGGAAAACUUUAUCAUCCUCAUGCCCUGGCCUUUUGGCCACGAUAUCGAGCGUAUGAAGAAAGGCGAGCAUCACUGGAUGUACCGGCCCGACCGACCAGCUCCUUUUGUGGUGGUCCCUCGCAGAAGUGGCUCUCCUCCCGCUGGCUGGGCGCAAGGUGAAAGUCGAGUAUAUUACUGGCACAAUUGCGUCAACAUACACUCUGCAGGGGCCUGGGAAGAGAAUGGCAAGCUGUACAUCGAAGCAACCAGGGUACUCGGCAAUCACUUUCCCUUCUUCCCAGACCCUGAAGGUAAUGUACCAUUGGAACCCCCCAAAGCGGAUUUUGUCCGCUGGGAGAUCGAUCCUACAAAGCCUAGUGACUCUUGGCUUGGUGAUCCAGAGACUGUUAUCGAUAUUCCAUCAGAAUUUCCGCGCAUUGACGAGAGAUUUAUGACAAGGAAGUACAAGAUCAUCUUCAUGGCUGUUUUCUUGCAGGACGAAAACACGUCUUCCGAUAACAUCUAUCAUGGACUGAAUGCUCUAGCCAUGAUCAACAAAGAGACUGGCGAUACGGAAUACUUCUACCCUGGAAAUGGUGCGACAGUGCAGGAACCAACUUUUAUACCACGAUCUGACGAUACGCCGGAGGGAGAUGGCUGGAUUAUGUCGGUGGUUGAGCAAGCAGACGCUCGUGGCACUGAACUUGUGUUCAUUGAUACCAGGGAAUUCAGCACCCCCAUUGCGAUUGCAGCGCUUCCGUUCCAUGUCAAGUCGCAAAUUCACGGCAACUGGGUAGACGCUAAAGAAAUGGGGUCGCGGAAGCCCCUGACCUAUUUCCCGGAGAGCGAGAUCAAGCUCUUCAACAAGGGUCCUUUGGAGCCCCUUUGAUGAAAUUGAUCAUCUGGAAGAGCUUGUACAUG
Messenger RNA from Boeremia exigua, 1598 nucleotides. Its product is annotated as carotenoid oxygenase. The record is from RefSeq and is a predicted model, not a curated record. NCBI's taxonomy places the organism in Eukaryota, Fungi, Ascomycota, Dothideomycetes, Pleosporales, Didymellaceae. Bases 1 to 1566 code for a protein of 521 amino acids. Gene Ontology annotation, molecular function: carotenoid dioxygenase activity. The transcript has a single exon. Gene Ontology annotation, biological process: carotene catabolic process.